UUGAUUGACAUACCACGAUCGUUGGUAGACUCUGAGGAUUCAAGUCUUGAAGUGCUUUGAAAUUCGUUCCCUGAGCACUGAGCCAUUAGCUUUCUUUCCUAUUUAAAGAUUGUGACACUGCAAAUAGAAGACACAAACGCUAGAACUGCCAGUUUUAGUUGUCUCAGGAAUCUAGAGUUUGCGCGUUGAAGGUAUAGUAUAGCUCACAAUGGCGAAAUCGAGACUGGUGAUAGGCGUAAUUGGAUCCUUCAUCUUGGCUAUAUUUUAUGCAAGUGCGGGGAUAUAUAUCAGCAGCGUCAGUGAUGCCCCAUGUGCGUUUCAGAAUGAGUCCGCGACUUAUGAAUUGCCAAAAUACUGUUCGGAGAUCAAUCUGUACAUGAAAGUUCUCCUUAUUGCUACACACUUGCUGGCAUUCGCAUUGUUUCCGUUUUCCAUGUAUGUAUACUGGAAAAGUGAGGCGAAGAUGCAAGCAAAGGCCGCCUUCUCCUCAGUGCUGGGCUUCGCCUUCCUCAUGGUUGCAAUUGGCGGUGAGAUCGGCUGGCACGUCGGCCAGCAAUGGUUCUACCAGGAGGAAUACUUCAUCUUGAAUUUCAUGUUCUACUUCUUUUUCAUGCUGGGCAUCGCCUUCUGGGCCAACGGUAUCAGUCUCAAGGAAAAUCAUUCACCGGGUGCAUUGGACAAACUUGCGAACCUUGCGAAUAUCAUGUUGUUCAUCUCGCCGCUCGUAGUGACACUGGUUUACGGAGGCGGUGCAUUUCUUAAGAAAAGCUGUCCGGAAGCAGAGUUCUGUUCAAGUCUUCCUAGCUGGAUAUCACCCAGCAAGGUUCCCAUCUACAUCCUCAUGGCGCUCGAAUUCGCCAUUCUGUCAAUAAGAUUGUACAGGCUGCUGGACAACGAUUGGCGCGUUGUGUUCCUCCCAAUUUUUUCUGUAGGUGUAAAUCUUUUCUUCAUCUUCCUGCUGAAUGCUAACGCCGACAGCACGUUCUUGAAUCCUCUUUUCCAUAUGUUACAUGACCUUAUUGGAACAGAGCUGGGCGUCUUCAUCGCAACGCUGCUGGUCUGGGAUCACGCGAAAGCUGGCCCACCUGAAGGGAUCAGGAAGAAGUCCAACUAGCUGCAGCCUUCACCUGAGAAUUACCUCUCACCAAAACACUUUACAUCCCUGUUCUGCUAGAAUAUGUGCGCCCACUGCAGUUGUGCUGGUGAUGGUAGAGUCUUGUUCGUUAAUUAGACGAUUAGCUGGAAUUGACCACCAUCUCUGGGGCGAUAGUGUAUUUGUACAAUGCCAAAUCCUAUCACGAUAAGUACUGAAUGUAACAUAAUGCUUUCAUCAAUAAAUGAAAGUAACAACGAUCUUCAUCGAUGAUGUUCCCAUACUUGUGCUAUCUACUUGGUUCCCCGAUUACGUCUAGACUGUCCAAAAAUAUGAGGACUAAUAAGUGUAGCCAAAGUCACUCACACCUGGACGGGAGGGACUACUGUUGCAAGGA
Molecule: messenger RNA, 1490 nt
Organism: Marchantia polymorpha subsp. ruderalis
Lineage: Eukaryota; Viridiplantae; Streptophyta; Marchantiopsida; Marchantiales; Marchantiaceae
Source: the annotation of a GenBank genome assembly